AAAAGGGGAAUUUCUAGGGGGCGGUGUAUGUGAGAUGCUUCUGCGCCAGGGAAGCACACUGCUGCCUGCCUGCUUGUCAAGGGUAAGGGGCUCUCAGACUGCUGGUCCUAGCAGCGGACAGAACCGCACGGUAUUAUGCGUUGACCUUGCUGCUUCCCUACAGAACCAUGUAGUUGCACAAGUUAAAGAACCCUUUGCACUCUGGAAUACAUUCUUCCAUGCAGACACUACUGUAUAUGUCAGAAAUGUCAUUAUCUUCAAUCAGUCGGCGGGACCUACCCGCGACCUACCAGAUAGUGAAGACAAGCACAGAACCUGUCUACAAGUCUACCUACUUACCCACUGGCUGUCCUGUCUUCAUAAAACUUUUGCCUUUGGCCAAACAAAAUAAAAGGGACCGUCAAACAAUUCUCCGUGCUGUGGAAUAUGCAAGCAGAAGGAGAUCUGAACGACUUGCAGAAAUUGUUGGGCUAUUUUGGCCUCCAAAUGCGAUUGGAAUUGUGACAGUAUGGAUGUCGAAUGAGUCACUACACUCUCUUCUUUACCAGCGGGAUCUGUACCCUACUCUUCCACUGAGUAUUAGAAUCAGAAUCCUUGCAGAUGUUGCUGCAGGGUUGUCCUUUUUGCACAACCAGCAACAUCCCAUAAUGUUCCAGAGGCUGAAACCCUGCAACAUAUUAUUGGAUGCUCAAUACCGGGUAAAGCUCUCAGAUUUCUGGCUAUCGAACUUCCAGAAAGUCAGUUUUUCCAAGGAAGAGGAGGAAAAUACUUCUGUGAUAUAUCUUUCACCUCAAAGACUGAAAAACAAUGUUCUAAGCACAGCAGAUGACAUAUACAGUUUUGGAAUUACUGUGCAUGAAACUCUUAGCCGGAAACAACCAUUUAAGGAAAAUAACCCUUUGAAGCUGGAGACUGAAAUCACUAGCGGCAUCAGACCACAACCAAACAUUGAGGUUAUCCUAGAAGAGACAAGUCUCCAACAAAGUCAACGUGCAAACCUGAGUCAACUCACAAACUUGUGCUGGCAUCAGAACCCUUUUAUGAGACCAACAGCAGAUGAGUGUUUGACUCGCCUAAAUGAAGUCCUGCAAAAAUUUUCAAAAGAAGAGAUUCAACGUGACAUUGACACCUUGAAUACAGGAAAGGAGAGGGCAGUGCAGCAGCCCCAGGAACACAUCAUGGAAUGUGACAUUGAGUAUUUAAAUGAGUGUUGGUUGAGUAGGAGCCAUAUGAGUAGAGCACAGAGCAUGCCUGAAGAGAGCACUGAAGAAGAUUUGUCAUGUCCCGAGGCAAGGAAACAGAAGAGAAGUGCUAGCCUGCCAGUUUCAGGUUCCAAGAUCAAUAUUCACGUUCCUACCACAUGUCCUGAACAAAUGAGGAGGGCAGCCAGGAAUUGUGGGGUUAGCCACAUGCACAGAAAUGGAGCAGAUUGUCAUUCCUCUCCACAUCUGGUCUGGGCUCAAAACUAUACUGAAACCCUGAAAAAGAACAGGGAAACUAUUCUGAAAAGAGUGUCAGAAGGACAUCUUAACCACCUCAUCGAUAUCAUGAGAUCCAAAUUUGUGCUGUCUCGAGAUGAUUCUGAGAAUAUCAAUGCAGAGAGAACAUUAAAGGAGAGAACACGGAAAUGCUUAGACACCUGCUCUGAAAAGGGUGAAGAAGCAUCCAGAAUGUUUUUGGAUGGUUUGCGUUCACGAAAUGCUGUUUAUAUGCACCCAUGAAAUCCAACAUGAAUAUGACAACCCAAAAAACUGACAAGACACUAUGGGAUCGACAAGUUUCUGCUUUCGGUGACCAUACUGUAAAUUCUACGUAACAUUGGGUAGUUUUGAUGUCUCUAAUUUAUGAAAGGCCUCAUGCACAAGACCAUAUGUACAUCUUGGGAGUCGUAGGUUUACCAUAGCUAGAGUGCUGGAGGCUCGCCAUCACAGUUCUAGGUGAAUGAAAAUCUAAACGUGUUAUCUGGCAGGU
Molecule: messenger RNA, 1971 nt
Organism: Bufo bufo (common toad)
Lineage: Eukaryota; Metazoa; Chordata; Amphibia; Anura; Bufonidae
Product: receptor-interacting serine/threonine-protein kinase 2-like
Exons: 12
Coding region: 219-1721 (500 amino acids)
Biological process (GO): protein phosphorylation; regulation of apoptotic process
Cellular component (GO): plasma membrane
Molecular function (GO): protein kinase activity; ATP binding
Source: RefSeq, a predicted model, not a curated record